Messenger RNA from Tricharina praecox, 5066 nucleotides. RefSeq names its product UDP-glucose:glycoprotein glucosyltransferase-domain-containing protein. The record is from RefSeq and is a predicted model, not a curated record. Gene Ontology annotation, molecular function: UDP-glucose:glycoprotein glucosyltransferase activity. The transcript has 4 exons. The coding region runs from base 272 to 4894 and encodes 1540 amino acids. Gene Ontology annotation, cellular component: endoplasmic reticulum. NCBI's taxonomy places the organism in Eukaryota, Fungi, Ascomycota, Pezizomycetes, Pezizales, Pyronemataceae.
AUUGACGAUUGCAUCCGGCAUUGAGUCUUGACACCUCUCACCCGUCCACGUCCACGUCCUCGCGUAGUUGCCGACACGGAAUCUACCGUAGAAAGUAGCGUCGCAUCCCCAGACUCGGCUGGUCUAUUUCCGUUCUGGUGAUCGUGGCCUCCUUGGCGUCGAGCUCGCGCGUCACAGCUGCUCGACUUCAAGCUCUCUCGUCUCGAAUCUCGAUCCAUGCGACAUCGCCACGAACACCCACGACUUCAAUCCCCAGCCCAAACACAACACAAUGCGGCCACGACGACGAUUAGGCAGUGGAGGAGGAGGAGGGGUGAGUGCGCUGCUGCUGCUAGGAAUCGCACAGUUCCUGUUUCCGACCGCUGCUCUCGCCGCCGCCGCGGGAGCUCCCGCCGUCAGCGUCGGCCUCAAAGCUUCCUGGAACGGUGCGCCGUUCCUAGUCGAGCUGCUAGAAACCAUAGCGUCGGAGCACAGCGGCUCGUACUUCCCACUUCUCGACCGGAUCGCCUCCGGCGCGUUCGCAAACACGACGAGCGACCACGAGCUGUACACCUCGUUCCUGCGCACAUCGCAAGCGGCGGGCUUCCUUCUGGACCCGGCGGACCUCUCCUCGUUCAACCUCGCGCUAUCGCUGCGCGCCGCUGCGCCGCGCAUCGAGGCGCACUACCACUACUAUGAAACCUCGCUGGUCCCGCGCAUGGGGAAGAUGUUCGAUCCUGCGUGCGCCGCGUGGGUGCUGUGGAGCUCGAAGCAGACGUGCGAGAUGGAGGGGGAGUACGGCGACAUGGUGAUUGGGCAGCAGCGGUUUCCGAACGAUGACAGGGCGCUGCCGUUUGAGCGCGCGCUUGAGACGGUGAAGGGACGGCCCGCGGCGAUACUCUAUGCCGAUAUUCAGGCCCCGGAGUUUAGGCAGCAUCAUGAGAGGCUCGUGAGGUAUGCUAAGGCCGGUCAUGUCUCGUAUCGCGUUAGGUAUAGACCGCCGGUGAAGCGCAGCGAGAGGCCCGUCGUCCUCAGUGGAUAUGGCGUGUCGCUCGUGCUGAAGAAGACGGAUUAUAUGGUCAUGGAUGAUCGCGAUGUUGAGGGUGGCUCCAAGGACCCGAAGGUCGUCGAGGAGAAGGGUUCCGCCGCAGCCGCCGCCGCCGCGCAGCAGUCCCUGGGAGGGCUUGAGGACUCGGAGAUGCACGACAUCAAGCCGCUGCAGAAGGAGGAUCUCGCGGGGCUCGGCUACAAAGCGGCGAGCGUGGUGAUGGGCUCCAAGGAUCCGUUCGCAACGCUGGAGCGGCUCGUGCAGGACUUUCCCAAACACGCUGCCACCAUCGCCGCCAGCGAGGUCAAUGAGAAUGUCACCGAAGAGCUCCGCGGAAACUGGGAGAUGUUUGCGGGGCCCGGAAAGAACUUGAUCUGGAUCAACGGGCUGCAGAUGGAGGAGUCGCAGAUGACGGCCUUUGCCCUGCUAGAACACCUCAGGCGCGAGCGGAAGAAUAUCAAUGGCUUCAAUUACCUCGGCCUCGACUCGUCCGAGGCGAUCCGCCUGCUCACCCACUCCAUCUUGACCCAGGCGAAGGAGGAGGAUAAGGUCCAGCGGUUCGACUACAGGGACGACGUCGAGGGCGGCGACGUGAUCGUCUGGAUGAACGACCUCGAGAAGGAUGCACGGUACGCUGAGUGGAGCAAGAGUCCCAGCAUGCUGCUGCGCCGCGUCUUCCCCGGCCAACUGCAUCCCCUCAGGAAGAACCUCCACAACUUGGUCCUGCCGGUCGACUUUACCGACAAGGACGAUCUCUCGCUCAUCUCGCGGAACAUCCGCAUCUACAUCCAGCGCAAGAUCGCUCUGCGGUUCGGACUGGUCCCGCUGACGAAGACCCGCGAGUCGGCGGACCAGGCAAAGGUGGUGUACUACCUCGCGGAUCGCUACGGGCUCGAGACGGCACUGAAGUACAUUGACACCGUCCUCGAGAACAACGACUUUUCGAAGCCGAGCAAAUCUGUCUUCGACGGCAUUCAGGCGGGUGCGAAGCUGCGUGACGAAAAGACCGUGCUGUCCCUCGAGGAUGCGCUGGCCGACGCGGACCUCAAGAAGAGAAUCUACAAGUCGAAGCAAUGGAACAACCGACUCGGCAUCAACGCGGGGUCGGUGCCCCAUCUGUUCGUCAACGGCCAGCCCGUACCGAAGGAUGACGACUGGUCUUCGGCCAUGAGCGAGAAGCUCCAGGGCGAUGUCAUGGUUGCCGCCCGGUACGUGUACGAGAACGAGGCGGACGAGGACACCGACUUCGUCGAGGUCAUGCUGAACGGGGCCGCUAAGCGCCGCAACGCCCACAUCUUCCCCGAGUCCGAGGCCGAUGUUAAGGUCAUCAACGUGGCUGCCGCCAUGGAGGAUAACAAGAAGGUGUUUGGACAGCUGCCCCGGAUCGAUACCGACAAGUCCGACAGCACCGCCGAGGCUAGCGUCUGGGUUAUUGGCGAUUUCGAUGAGCAAGACGGCUAUGACCUCCUCGCUGGAGCGGUGGAACUGCAGACGGCCGAGGCCGGUGUCAGCUUGAUGCUCAUCAAUAACCCGGAAUUGAACACCGAGAAGCCGUCGCUUUCCAGCCUGCUCUACCAGCUCCGGGCACUUGGAUUCCUGACGCCGGAGACUCUGCGCGAGCUGAUGGCCGAAGUCAACCCGAAGAAGGGGUUCGCCGGUCUGGACUCUCAAGGCGGUGUCCCGGACACCUUGCUGGGCAUUGCGAAGCAGGAGGGUUGGUCGUAUCCCGACCACCUCGCCGCCGGCAAGUUCUGGGUCGAGUGCAGGCCGCUUCUGGACACGUUCGGCAUCGCCCCCGGGCAGAAGGCCAUCAUCGUCAACGGAAGAGUUAUCGGCCCGAUUCCGCGCGAGGAACCGUUCGACGGACCGGCCUUCAAGCAGCUUUUGGAGUACGAGCACGCCAAGCGGAUCAAGCCGGUACUGAAGGCCGCCGCGGAACUGGGCGUCGUCGCCAAGCUGAAGAAUGGUCAUCUGGGGUACGCGGCGCUUACCAGUCUGGUGGCGUUGACCUCCACCUCGGAGGUUUCGUCGGGGCUGUUCCAGGCACCGGACGCGGCUCGCACCGAUAUUCCGAACCAGGUGCUGAAAGGGGAGCACACUGCCAUCACACUGGGGGAUCUCGAGACCGCGGCGAUCCGCAUAGUCGCCGCGAUCGAUCCGGCUAGCGAGACCGCGCAGAAAUGGAUUCCGCUCCUGAAGGCCCUGUCGCAGAUGCAUGGUGUGCACCUCAAGAUGUUCCUUAACCCCGCGAAGACUAUCAAUGAGUUGCCCGUGAAACGGUUCUAUCGCCAUGUGUUCAACUCGAAGCCGGAGUUCGAUGCUGCUGGACAACUCACCGGUCCACGUGCCCGGUUCGAAAAUAUUCCCCAGGAGCCAUUGCUGUCGCUGUCGAUGGAUGUGCCGCCGUCAUGGCUCGUCACUCCGAAAGAGUCCGUCCACGAUCUCGACAACCUCAAGCUGGCAUCGCUUAAGGAGCGACUACGCGGCGGCGACAUCGAAGCGACCUACGAGCUGGAGAACAUCCUGAUCGAAGGGCACUCGCGUGACGCCCAGGGGCAGCCACCACGCGGCGCGCAGCUCGUGCUGGGAACCGAGAAGGAACCGCACUUCGCCGACACCAUCAUCAUGGCGAACCUCGGGUACUUCCAGUUCAAAGCCAACCCGGGAAUGUGGAACAUGCGGCUCAAGGAGGGCCGGUCGAGGGAGAUCUUCAAGAUCGACAGCUUCGGUUCUAAGGGAGCGGCUGGCGAGGACUCCGAUAUCGCACUCAUGAGCUUCCAGGGCGCCACGCUGUUCCCGAAGAUGUCGAGGAACCCGGGCAUGGAGGACGAGGAUGUGCUCGAACCGCCGACCGCUAAGGGACCCGUCGAUACCGCGAAGAAGUGGUUCAGUGGAAUCCUGCAUUCGGCAACCACCACCGACGUGGUCGAAACUAAGCCGCAGGCCGACAUCAAUAUCUUCUCUGUUGCUAGUGGACAUCUUUACGAGCGCUUCCUGGGGAUCAUGAUGCUCAGCGUCAUGAAGAAUACGAACCACACAGUCAAGUUCUGGUUCAUUGAGAACUUCCUCUCGCCAUCGUUCAAGGAUUUCAUUCCGAUAAUGGCCAAAGAAUACAACUUCCAAUACGAGCUAGUAACGUACAAAUGGCCGCACUGGCUACGCCCCCAGACCGAAAAACAGCGCGAGAUCUGGGGGUACAAGAUCCUAUUCCUAGACGUUCUCUUCCCUUUGGACCUGCACAAAGUAAUCUUCGUGGACGCGGACCAAAUCGUUCGCACCGACCUGCACGAGCUCGUGACCUUGGACCUGGACGGCGCUCCCUACGGGUUCACGCCCAUGUGCGAUUCGCGCUCGGAGAUCGAAGGCUUCCGCUUCUGGAAGCAAGGGUACUGGAAGACCUUUUUACAGGGGGCACCGUACCACAUCUCGGCGCUAUACGUGGUGGACCUUGUGCGCUUCCGACAACUCGCAGCCGGCGACCGGCUGCGGCAGCAGUACCACCAGCUGUCGGCGGACCCGGCGUCGCUCGCGAAUCUCGACCAGGACCUGCCGAACCAUAUGCAGUCCGCCAUCCCGAUAAAGAGCCUCCCGCAGGACUGGCUGUGGUGCGAGACGUGGUGCAGUGAUGAGAGCCUCAAGACGGCGAAGACAAUCGAUCUGUGCAAUAAUCCGAUGACGAAGGAACCGAAGCUCGAUAGGGCACGCAGGCAGGUGCCCGAGUGGACCGCGUAUGAUAGUGAGGUCGCUGAGUUGGCGAGGAGGAAGGGCGGGGUGAGGGCGGGGCAUUUGGCGGGUGAGGCGGAGGUUAAGAAGGAGGAGGUUCAGAAGGAGGAAGUUAAGAAGGAGGAGGUGAAGGACGAGCUUUGAGUUUGUUUGGUUUGUUUUUAGAGUAGAAAUGCUACGAUAUGAUAUGACGACUUGAUACAGCUACAGCUACAGAAUCCUUUUUUGGCGGAGGGAAGAGUCGAUUAUUAUGCUCAAGUAUGAAAUCAAGUACGUGAAAAGUAUUCGUAAAUAAAAUAAACAUACCGCAAAACAC